Entrophospora sp. SA101 is the source of this 1446-nucleotide messenger RNA. The record is from the annotation of a GenBank genome assembly. NCBI's taxonomy places the organism in Eukaryota, Fungi, Glomeromycota, Glomeromycetes, Entrophosporales, Entrophosporaceae.
AUGACAAAAAUAACGACCAAAGAAUUUCCUGAAUUUGAUAAAAAACUAAAUGAACUACUUGAAAGAAAACCGCCUGGGACUAGUGCUUCAAAAAUAAAAGACCUAACUAAAAUAGCUCUUAAUACCCCAAAGCAAUACAAAAAUAUUGUAUACAGUAUACAAAAAUUCAUUCAAAGAUGUCCAUCUGAUUACAAAUUGGGAGCAUUAUAUGUGUUAGAUUCAAUAUCACAAUCAGCUCUCAAAAAAAAGGUAUUGGUAAUGUCAAAAAAAGUUGAUGACAUCUCAUCAAACACAAACACAUCUCAAUCAUCUUCACCAUCAUGGACAGGCAUAGAAUAUCUUGAUAGAUUUGAGAAACUAUUGGAGGAAAUGUUCACCCAUAUAAUGCAAUGUCCAGAACAUGAUAAGGACAAAGUGGAGCGUGUGCUUGACCUAUGGUAUGACAAAGAAGUUUAUAACAAUGAGGUUAUUCAAAGGAUAAAAGACAUCUAUUUUAAUCAAAUCACUCUGAUCACUCAAUUGGUUAACAGUGUUAAUGAGACAAAAUCAGUAAUUGUUUCUUCUUCUAAUAAUGAUCCUAAAAAUAUGAAUCCCACAACAAUGGAUUCCUCAGCAUUAUUGGCCACUUUAAAUAAUCUUACACAGGGAACUUUAAACAUACCCUCUUUUCUAUCAUCUAACCCAAUAAUAUCAAAUACAUCAAUGCAACCUAAUGCACCAUGGAACUCAAAUUCUUCACAACAACCAAAUGUUCCUUUUAUAACACCUCUUGGAUAUAAUGGUCCACCAACAUCUGUCCCACCAGUAUCACAACCUGUUUAUUCAUUACCACCACCCGCUGCUACUAAUGCUUCUGCUACGAGUAAUAUUACUGGUGCUGCUGGUCCUAAUCCACCUCAACAGCAGCCUGGUCAACUAUCUCCCUCAGGUGUUCCAUUAAUAGCAGGAUCAAUUCAACCAACUUCUCAAAUUUCAACAUUUACUCCAAUUGCUCCAGUUACUCAAACAGUAACAUAUCAAUCAUCUCCACAACAAACACCAAUACCACAAGACAUAUGUCUUGUAUAUGAAGAUCAAAGUGUUGGAAUGAAAUAUAUCAAAGAAUAUCAAACUCAUCACCUUACACAAGCAAAAGCUGCUGAAAAUGAAAAAAUCAUGAAGGCUUUGGGGAUAGACUCGGGUACUUAUAUUGAAGGCGCCGCCUUUGAUAAAGAAUUACAAGAACAAAAAAAACUUGAACGUAUUAAACAAAAAGAAUUAGAAAUAGAAGAGCGCAAAAAAAUAAGAGAUGAACGACAAAAAAGACUUGAAAAAAGCGAGCGUGAACGGGACGACAAAAGAAAUCAUGACUAUUCUACACAAUUACGAAGAGAUAAGCAUGAGGAAAGAGAAUCUAGAUCUGCCGAGAAGCCGAGAAACCGAGAAACACUUAUUGUGUUUUGGUAG